Messenger RNA from Symbiodinium sp. CCMP2456, 2598 nucleotides. NCBI's taxonomy places the organism in Eukaryota, Dinophyceae, Suessiales, Symbiodiniaceae. The record is from the annotation of a GenBank genome assembly.
AUGCAAGAUCCAGUGCUCAUGAGCGACGGGCACAUUUACGAGAAGGAUUCGAUUCUGCAGUGGCUGGCAAGUGGAAACAAGUGUUCGCCCUGCACACGAGCCGAACUAACGCACAAGUGGGUCCUGAGACUUCUUCCCUACAUCCAAACUACAGAGCUGCUACUGUCCUCCCAGGGCGAUGCGACACCGACUAAGGCACAAUCAAUUUCGUGCCCGGACAGUAUAUCUGCCGUCAAGCUUUAUGCUGCAAAAUGUGCAGAAGCGCUUGAAACCUGCAUCAACAGUCCCAGAGAUUUGGGCAGAAGUUUGCUGUCAGCACAGCCACUCUUUACAGAGCUGGAAGAGACGUCUGCAAGGUUGUUGAGAAGUCUCGAUCAGCUUAGGGAGGCUGCGAAACAGGAGUCCCAGGCUGUGACCGAUGCAGCUGUGCAUAGAAUUCAGCGCUGGGUGCGCCACAACAUGGCCAUUCGGCGCCGCAAGAAGCAAGCUGCCCAGCUUGCAGAACUAUGUAGCAACGCCUUGCUCAAAGGCAAACUGGAACUUGUUGCCAAAUGCUUUGACCGCACUGAUAUUGACUACCGACAGGUCGUAGCAAAUCUGCGGAUGCAAGGAGACACUUUACGUCAGGAGCUGGACUGUCACCUCACGCCCUUGCAGAAAGCAGCAAGGGCAGGGCUGGUUCAUGCCGCCAGAUUGCUGCUUCGGGCCGGGCUUACACGUGAUGAUAUCAACCAAUUCGUGUCAGACCUCGCAGGGGAAGACGAUGUCGCCUUCUCAAACAGCACAUGCCUACAUCUUGCUGUCCAUCCGAAUCAUGUUAACAUGACACGAUUCCUUUGUCAGGAACUGGCCGAUGUCGACAGACCGUGCACCUCAAUCAAUGUUACAGCGUUGGUGCUGGCAGCUCGAUUCGACCAUUGUGAGAUCAUUGAGGAGUUGGUCCGCGCGCGUGCUGACAUGGAAAAAGCCACGAAAGACUUUGGCUGCACACCGCUCUUCGAAGCUGUAGGGCAAGGCAAGGUUGCUGCCGUGGAGUCACUUUGCAAGCUUCGGGCCCAGAUCAACCGAUCGCAGACAGUUGGUUUCACACCUCUCUUCCUGAGCGCCAGGACGGGAGUGGAGGAAGUCACGAGCAUUUUGAUCCGGUUGCGUGCCAACCUGGAGAAAGCGGAUGUCAACAGCGGAUUUACCCCCCUUUGCGAAGCAGCUCGGCGAGGACACUCGGAAGUGAUUCGCGCCCUAUGUAUAGCUGGAGCCGAGAAAGAUGCCGUGACAAAGUCCGGCUUCUCACCUCUAUUGCUGGCAGCCAGCAACAAUCGCAUCGAAAGCCUGAAGGCAUUGUGUGAUGCUGGUGUGGACAAAGACAAGCUCUAUCGUUUGAAGAUUUGGGAUGCUGCUCCCGGUGAUUUAGAAAUUGGGAGCACCGAGCACGCCAUUCUGUCAUGCAUUUUGGGAGAAGCCGCAGUAAGACGCAAAAUGAAAGAGAGCAAAGGGAAGCAGCACAUUACCGUGUGGGACUGUGGAUCGACUUUAUUUGCUUCUGCUUUCCAAAACCAGCCAGAGAUCGUCCAGGCGCUCUGCGAGAAAAAAGCGGACAUGGACAGGCCAACCUCAGAAACCCAACUGACGGCCUUGUUCAUUGCAGCAGUCAGAGGCCACGAAGAGGUGGUCCGGACAUUAAUCCAUGCAAGUGCAGACGUUCGGCGCCGUGCCGGAAAGACACAAAUUACCCCUGCCACAGCGGCGGCACGUGCCGGAAGGGGGAAGGUGGCAAGUUUGUUGGCGGAGCUGGCAGAUGAGGAGGAUUUUGCAGAAUCCUCGGACAAGAAAUUGGAAGUACACACACUCGAAGAUGUCAUCAGAAGAACCGAGGCUCGCCGUGAGGCCUACUCCAACACGAGCAAGCGAAUGUUAGCCGUAGAUUAUCGCAGACUGCCGUUUGUUGACCAGCUUGUCCCAGUUCGCGCAGCCGUGAUGUUGGAAAUGACGAUCUCCGGUGGCAUCAGUUGGGGAGAAUUGGCACCGCCACUAAUGCUGGUAAACCCCGUGGUGACUCCCAUCCUGACGUUGUACAUCGCGCUUGCCACGUUCUGUGUGCUGAACAUCGUCACUGGUGUCUUUGUGGACCGUUCUGCUGCGAUGGCUUUGCAAGACGAAGAGAACAUGAUGCUGGAAGAGAUACAGAACCGGAAAAGAUGGAUAAAGGAGAUCGAGACCUUGUUUGCAAAGGCAGACACGGACCACAGCGGCAAUGUUGAGUGGGAAGAGUUUGAGAAUGCUUUGGCAGACCUUCGGGUCCAGCUCUGCUUCAAGAACCUUGGGAUUGACCUCCACAAAGUAAGCUUGGAGCAGAUCUGGCAGCUCAUCGACUUCGACAACAAAGGCUACAUUGAAAUCAGCGAGUUUGCCGACUGUCUGCUGGAAAUGCAUGGCGUUGCGCACAGCAUUGACAUCGCGCGCCUGAGGCACGAGCAGCAAAGGACGGCACGGAAGCUGGAGCAUGUGCUGAGGCUCUGCGACACGGGAUUCCAGACGCUGUCGGAAAUGUCCCGCUCGCUGGUUGUUUCUGGAAUGCUGCUCGGAACAGAGAAGCAGUGA